Molecule: messenger RNA, 573 nt
Organism: Blumeria graminis f. sp. triticale
Lineage: Eukaryota; Fungi; Ascomycota; Leotiomycetes; Helotiales; Erysiphaceae
Source: the annotation of a GenBank genome assembly
AUGACGGACUCAGAUGGAGUUGACACGAUCUCACCUUGGGCUAAAAUUGUUGUUCUCCAUUCCUAUCUACACAUCUCUACCACCGCUCGAAUAAAUCUUUCAUUUACUCUCUUCUAUCAGUACGUGCUUUACAGGCAUGUAAGGAGACCUACUGAUUGUGAUUCGAAAGUGGGAAAAACCAUUCGAUACGGCGAUCAUGAGUGUCCUCUUCUGAACCCUGGAAAGGGUAGAGCUUAUCAGUGGAUCUCACGCCCCUUGUCCAAGUCAGGGUUCGUCGAUGUUGACCCGAAGAAGACAAAGAAGAAUGGGGCUGGAAAGGGCGGAUGGGGUAUUAAUGGGGAAGAAGUGCAAGACGAAGGAUUCAAUUUUACAAAAAUUCGCCGUCGAUCUAAUAGCAGCUCAUAUUCUCCCGGCCUACAGGAUUUCAAGACAAAGUUCGAACAAGAGACAAUGCCGGAGGAAGAAUAUUAUCUUCAAGAUCUAGGUCGAGAAGCUUCCCAGCAUCGUGGAAGACAUUGGGGUACUAUGCAAUUUGUCGCAAAGGACAAAGGGCCCAAGGAAUCAAGAGAUUAA